Molecule: messenger RNA, 2289 nt
Organism: Lutra lutra (Eurasian river otter)
Lineage: Eukaryota; Metazoa; Chordata; Mammalia; Carnivora; Mustelidae
Product: interferon-inducible GTPase 5-like
Cellular component (GO): membrane
Molecular function (GO): GTPase activity; GTP binding
Source: RefSeq, a predicted model, not a curated record
GGCCAAGGAGUGGGGGGAGGCCCUACGGCUUUGUGCUGGCCUCCGUGGGGAGCCUGUGGUGGCGGGAAGGCUGGUGGGCCCUUUCUCUGCCCAUCGGAGGAGAGAAGGGGCUGAGGGUGAAUCCUUCCACCUAGAACGGGUCGUGUUGGAGAGCGUGCAGAGAAAGACCAAGUGCAGCCUGAUUCUCCAAGCUCUUCCCAAGCUGGCCUCCGAACCUCGUCGACAGUAAGACCCUGAGUCUUCCUAAAACAGAGCUGGAGGGCCCUGGGGAGUCAUCGACCCAUUUCACAGGUCAUCGAUCCUGAAGACGGACGCUUGGAUGUCGGGGGGCCCAUGGCGAGCAGAGUCUUCCCGUUGAGCCUCAGCCAGUCCAAGAUACUGAAGCUAUGGGGGGACAGCAGCACUCUAAAGGGAGUCUUCGAGACAGGGGACAUGUCAGCAGUAGCCACCAAGCUCCAGGCCACCCUUUACUCGCUGGAGAAUGCCAGGCUGGAUGUUGGCAUCACGGGGGACACGGGCUCAGGCAAGUCGACCUUUGUCAAUGCCAUCAGGGGACUGGGAGACGAGGGCCCCAAAUCAGCCUACACGGGUGUGGUGGAAAUGACGGUGGGGCCCACGCUGUACGCACACCCAAAGUACCCCAACGUCGUCGUCUGGGACCUGCCGGGCAUCGGCGUGCCCACCUUCCAGCGGGUGCUGCCGGCCCGUUACAACUUCUUCAUCAUCAUCAGCUCGGAGAGCUUUGCGGCCCACCACGCCCAGCUGGCCCAUGAGCUCCGGCAGUGCGGCAAGCGCUUCUACCUCAUCCGCUCCAAGGUGGACGUGGACAUCGCCGCCUCCCGCAGCCGGCGCCCCAGCACCUUCUCGGAGGAGAGGGUGCUCAGCCAGAUCCGGGAUGACUGCUGUCGGCGGCUGGAGGCGGGGGGCCUGCAGGACCCCAAGGUCUUCUUGCUCUCCAUGUUUGAGUUGGGCAAGUAUGACUUCCACCUGCUGGAGAUGAUGGUGAAGGAGCUCGAGAGCCAUAAGCAGCAUGCGUUUCUGCAGGCCCUGCCCAACGUCUCGAAGCCCAUCCUGGAGAAGAAGGCAGCCUCGCUGCGGCAACACAUCUGGCUGGUGGCUGCGGUGGCCUCUGGCAUCAACCCGAGCCCCGUGCCAGGUGUACGGGAUGUGGUGUGUGACCUACACAUGCUCAUCGACUCCCUGCGAGGCUACCGCUGCAGCUUUGGGCUGGACAAGGACUCCCUCGCCACGUUGGCGGGGCAGAUGGGUCAAUCCCUGCACAAGAUCCUGGAGGCGGCACAGGGCCCGGAGACCCAGGUCACCGAGGCACUGGUGGUGGAACGACUGGGCCAAGCCUCCCGGGAUGCCUCUGCUUUCACCCAGGAGCUCCUCAACGUGCCCAUCCUUGGCACCCUGGCCAACUGUGGCAUCUCCUUCGCCACCUUCUACCAGAUGCUCCACACGUCUCUGGAUGAGGCGGUCAAGGACGCCCAGAGACUGCUGCUUCAGGCCUUCCUCAACGACUCCGAACAUGAGUUCCCAGACAGAUCCAAUCCGUGAUCCCAGCCCUGAGCCUAGGCCAGCUGGAGGUGGCAGCGAGGGACUGGGAGGAUACGGGUUCUGUCCCCAGGCAGGAUGGUGCUGGUGGGGAGGGAAAGAAACUCAAGCUCUAGCUCUCCUUGACUGAGCCUGUGUGCCAUGUUUGUGGUUUUGAGCUCUGGGUUUCAUGCCCUUUGGCCACUGCCCCCACCUUCCCUGCUCUGAACCCCCGCGUCAACCAGCAGUCCCCUGGGAUGGAGAGGGAGCAGGCAGGACACGGGACAGGUAAGCUUUGACAAGGUAGGGAGGAACUCCAUUGUCUAGCUAGAGAGGGCACUUUGGAAGGUAUUGGCAUAGGUCAGGGCAGUGGGGCAAAGGGUUCAGAAGCAUUUCCCCUAAGAAUACAGUGAAUGUCACAGCUCAGAAACAGCCACUGAGAAUCAUCGAGGUUCUUGCCUAAGGUCUUCUCGGUCAGCAAGUGGCAGGGCCGGAGCCUGCCGUGGGUCUCAUGCCCAAACCUUAGCCCCUCCCUCUUGGGCUACUCCUGACCCCAGUGUUUUCUUUACCAUGUCCAGGAUUCCCAAGACCAGGACACCAGGACUGUGUGAGUAUGCCCAAGGGCAGGAGAAGGUAGGGAGACCAAAGGGGUAUGGGGCAGCUGGCGGACAGACUCAGCUGGUGACUGAAACCAAGAGCAUCCGUGAAGGGUGUGGAGCAGCAGGACUGGAGGGUCACGACUAACUGCGGAUG